AGUUAAUUGACGGUUGGUCAUAGGCCACGUCACCCAUAUCAUAUCCAUCAAUAAACGGUCUUCCAUAGCUACUCAUCUUCUUCAAACAGAGCCUCUGUCGAGAAGGACGAAAAUGGCGUUUAACCUUUCUUCUCCUUCACCCUCCGCAGUUACACCUCUAUCUGCCCAUUCAAACCCUCGACAUGCUCUGCAAUUCAAUUUGAAGUCGGUGAGCUAUCGCGUGAGAUGUAGCUUAGAAUCAGAGAGCUCUUCAGCAGAUGUUCCAGAUACCUCACCAGAACCUAUCACGACAAAGACUCAAAACCAUUUGACAUCACGAAGAAGAUGCCUAGCAUGUUUAACAUCAUCAAUAGCUUUAAUAAGCAAUUCAAGUAGUCCCCAGGAAAAGGCAAUCGCAUCUGAUAUGAAACCAGGGUGUCGGAACUGUGGGGGUAGUGGUGCUAUUAUAUGUGAAAUGUGUGGUGGAACAGGAAAAUGGAAAGCUUUGAACAGAAAACGAGCUAAAGAUACAUACGAGUUUACUGAAUGCCCUAAUUGCUAUGGAAGAGGGAAACUUGUCUUCUUAGGAGGCCUGAUGCUAAACAAUUGCUUGAAAAGAUGUAUAAUGGGCGCCUACUUCCAAACUCAUAAGGUGUCAUUUGGGUUUUGGGGUGAUUCUUGAAUAUGGUAAAUAGAGGAGCAAAAACUGUUUCGUAUAUAGAAGCGGCUUGAGGGCGAAAUCGUAAUUGUCUUCAAGUUCAAGCUGCUGUUGAGAGGUUGAAUACAGGUUUCAGCUUUGUUCAUCUAUAAAAUAAGAUGAAAUGACUAUUUUAUUAUGUAUUAUGAUUAUGAUAUGAUGAAAGGAAGAUAGAUUAGCAAUCUGCUGAAACCUUCUAUAGAAUUUAAAAUGUAGCUUAUUGGAUACAAAAUUUUGCACUAACAAGAAUGGAAGUUUAUGGUUAUUACAUGGAUUUUUCCAUUUUGGGCAAUAAUCUUUAAUAGAAUGGAAAUGUACUUCCACUUUGUUAAAUUUUAUUCCUUAGACAAUGUGUGUGUUUUUUCAUAAAAAAAUUUGUACUAUAACCCAUUAUUAUUUAUAAAAAGUUUAAUGACCCCAAAACCCAAAUGACACCUA
This is a messenger RNA of Lactuca saligna, 1114 nucleotides long. NCBI's taxonomy places the organism in Eukaryota, Viridiplantae, Streptophyta, Magnoliopsida, Asterales, Asteraceae. The record is from the annotation of a GenBank genome assembly.